Serpula lacrymans var. lacrymans S7.9 is the source of this 1281-nucleotide messenger RNA. RefSeq lists its product as uncharacterized. NCBI's taxonomy places the organism in Eukaryota, Fungi, Basidiomycota, Agaricomycetes, Boletales, Serpulaceae. The transcript has 5 exons. Bases 1 to 1281 code for a protein of 426 amino acids. The record is from RefSeq and is a predicted model, not a curated record.
AUGCCCCACCCUAAUGGUCCCAAUCCUGAACCUCCCUCAAGCGAAAGAGCACCUAAUACAAAUCUCUUGUUAUUAAAAGCAGCUGUUAAAGAAAUAGAGAAUAUGAAGGAGACUAACCAAGCUUACAGGGACAUGACAGACAAACAAGUGAAAGUAUUGAAUGCAGAAAAUCUUGCGCUACAAAGUGGAUAUAAGCAGAUGCAAGCGGACAUUGAGAACCUGAAAAAACAGGUUGCUGUUUUGAAUAGAGGGAUGGGGGUGCAGUGUAUCAAGUGUGACAACGACAAGAACAUGGAGGAGCAUGAAGAAGAGAUGACAGGAAUGAGAGGGGACAUAGAUGGGGCACAACCAAUACUCACUAGCCUGUUGAAUGACGUUGAUCCAGCGACAGUUGAUCUUGAAUCACUCUCACCAGAGCAGCGAGAGAGCUUGAGUCUUGAAGCGGCUAUUUCCAAGCCUGUCAAGGAUGCUAUAAACGAGGCCUUCGCCAGAAAAAUUGGUUUUGACAAUCUUGAAGCAAAGAGCCUGCCUGCCUUCCCUUCCACCAUAGACCCUAGCAUGUGGCCUAAAGACCCUGCGACACAGAAGCCUCUCCAACGGUACAACUGGGUCCUUACCAGUGGGAUGCUCCGUGUUCUACUGCCAAAGGACUUAAAAUUCCGAAUAUGCAAGAAAUAUCAGUACAUGGCCAGACAGUUUUGUACCAAAGAAAGAAAAGAAAGAGAGUGGGAGACUCACCAGCAACAACUUGAAGCAGCCGAACUUCAAAAUCUAGAUGACAACAAACUUGAAGAUGACGCUCCAGUUAGUUUGCCCAUCUCCAAGGCCCAUAGAAACUCAAGGGCACAGUCAAAACUUGACCAACACAUUCAUAAACGCCCACUUUCUGUUUAUACCGACCCAAAAUUUGAUGCCGCAUUUAUCAUUAAUGCCAUGUUGGACAACAAGGAUGAUCCAGAUUAUAGGCCAACAUCUAAUGAGCUCAAAAAAUACAUUAGCCAUGCUCCACACUAUCACAAUCCCAAUCCCAAUAAAGAAAAAGCUAUGACCCCUCAUAUCCGAGGUCAUCCAAUCGCAAACUACAAGAUUCCAUCAGCAAAACUCCUCAAGAACCGACUUCGUGUAUGGCAAAUUAAACCAGACUUACUUGCACUACCUGAGUAUUCAAGCAUUGUGGGCCUCUCCCAGCUUGCGCACAAUGGAAAUGCUUGGGGUGACGAUGAAGACCCAGUUGAUGAUGAUUUGACAGGUGGUAACCAAGCGAGACGAAAGAGAAAAUGA